This is a messenger RNA of Aureobasidium vineae, 810 nucleotides long. The record is from the annotation of a GenBank genome assembly. NCBI's taxonomy places the organism in Eukaryota, Fungi, Ascomycota, Dothideomycetes, Dothideales, Saccotheciaceae.
AUGACAGAGACAAACGAGACAACAAGCCUUCUGACAGCGCACGAAUGCGAAAACGGAAGGGUCGAGAGUCACCGCCAUGGAACAUCACAUGCUGAUAGCAACUCUGACCAACCUGUCCACUCCGAGAAAACUACCGUAGUACUUUGCGGUCUCUUCAUCAUCCUAUUCCAGUUUGCGGAUAUUCUCAGAUUUGCUCCUUCCUUGCACCUUCUCGAGCUAGGUUAUUGCAGGGAUUACUACCAUGAGCACGACCCACGGUUGAUCGAUCCUGUCGGACAAAUUCCUGAACGCUUUUGCAAAGUGCGAGAAAUCCAGGAAGAUCUUUCGUCUAUUAGAGCAUGGCUUGGCUUCGUGGAAGGACUUGUUGAUUUUGCCCAAGAUGCUCAUUGUUUCGAAGGUUUCUUCUGGAAAACUUUCCCUAUCGAUGCGAUUGUGAUAUCACCAAUGCUAAGGGCAGUGGGCGGUGGAGCGCCUGUAGCCUCCGCUGUCAUACUAGCCAUCGUGGCUAGUGCAGUACCUGCGUCAAAGAGAUCCAGCGCCUUCUUUCUGAUGGGAGCGGCCGAACUUGUCACAGAGAUGAUAAUGCCCUUGGUCAGCACUGCUUUUCUUAGCAACGGGUUUGUCUAUACACCUAUCUUGUUAGGUUUUGUCUUCGAGGGUCUGGCUCUCCUUGCAAUCUAUCAUGUCCCAGUCGACACAUGCAUAGCGCAUUCAGGAGAGCGAUUACCCACCAAUGCGCAGCGGAAUGAUGGUCAGCAUGCGUCGCAAACCAGCUUCGCGGACGUCAAGAGCGAUAGGCUCAAGUAUCUG